GCUUUGGGUGGGGUAGGUUAUUUGCAGUUUGCAAGUGGAGAAACCGAGGCUACGUGGGUUGUCAGGAAGUGCUUCCCGGCCCCUACUAUUCUAAUCCUCAUUAUUGUAGUUUAUCCUUAUCCAAGGCACGUCUUUUGGGUUUGGCCCUUUUGGGGAGCACACCGUGAAUGCCAGCUGGAUUGCAGUCCAGGCUGGUGCUCCUCAGCACCUUUCGCAGGAGGGACUAUGUUUUUCACAUGUCCCAUCUCUCCCAGGUGGUGUAGGAUACCAGCUUUCCUAGGAGGCCCAGGAGCUGGAGAAGCUGGGCCUUGGCGACAGUGUGGACUUGCACGUAUAUGAGAUUCCAGUCGAGUACAAGACGGUCCAGAGGCUCAUCCCCGCCCUGUGGGAGAAGCAUAGCCCACAGGUGAGUGGGGCGAAGGCAGGUGCUUCCUCAUCAGGACCUGCAGCUGGUGGUACAUGUGGGUGUGUCAGGUAUGGCUACCACAGUCACGCUGGAGAAGUGUGGGCACAACAAGGGCUACAAAGGGCUGGACAACUGCCGCUUUUGCCCUGGCUCCCAGUGCUGCGUGGAGGAUGGGCCUGAAAGCAUUGACUCUAUCAUCGACAUGGACGCUGUAUGUAAGAGGGUCACUACACUGGGCCUGGAUGUGUCAGUGACCAUCUCGCAAGAUGCCGGCAGGUACCUCUGCGACUUCACCUACUACACCUCUCUGUACCAGAGUCAUGGCCGCUCAGCCUUUGUCCAUGUGCCCCCGCUGGGCAAGCCAUACAACGCAGACCAGCUGGGCAGGGCACUGCGGGCCAUCAUCGAGGAGAUGCUGGGUGUCCUGGAGCAGUCAGAAGACAAAAUCAACUGUCGCCACAAACACUGAGAGUGCCUCAGGCCUCCCAAGACCUCAUCCCUCCAGGGACCCCAGGAAGAGACAAAGCCUUCGGCUGAAGAUCUGAUUUGGAUCAAAUAUUUCGAUUUACACACCUCCUCUCUCUCUUUCUCUGCAAAAGUGCUGAUCAAUUUGAAGGAGGCAGCUGAAGAUUUUUUUUUCUCUAUUUUUCUUUGCAUCUGAGGGCACAGCCAUGAUGGCUGGGAGGCCCGUGGGUGCAGACUUCCUCAGAGAACACCGAUCGGGUGUAUCUCCGCUUUCUCUGCUCUCACGUCUGGGGCAACCUGUUUACCUGCUCUUCUAGGUCUCUGGUGAAGAGAUUCCAGAGUUCCCUCCAUCCUGUGACUGCUUUUCCCAAACUUAAAAGCCUCUCAAAGAGUCUUUGCCCUGAUCCGUGUCCCAACACCCAGACAGCCCAGAAAGGGCUGCCACGGGAUAUCGUGUGGGUUUUUUAAAAUUAUUAUUCUCUUUUUUAAAACAAUAGUUCUAGUUUGGGCACAGAGCAAUUUAUAUUCCCUUUGGUUAAAACACAGGCUUUAGCCAACAACAAAAGUGUCUUUUUCCUGGGAGCGGCCC
Messenger RNA from Pteropus alecto (black flying fox), 1460 nucleotides. RefSeq names its product pyroglutamyl-peptidase I (gene PGPEP1). The transcript has 6 exons. The record is from RefSeq and is a predicted model, not a curated record. The coding region runs from base 477 to 875 and encodes 132 amino acids. Gene Ontology annotation, biological process: proteolysis. Lineage: Eukaryota; Metazoa; Chordata; Mammalia; Chiroptera; Pteropodidae.